AUGUCAGAUGGGGGAAGACGACCAGGUUUUUUCGAGAAUAUCAUUAAUAAUAUUAAACAGGAAAUGGCAAAGAAUAAAGAAAUGAAGGAGAGUCUUAGCAAGUUUAAACAAGAAACAUCAAAACUUGAACAAUCAGAUGCCUUAAAGAAAGCUAGACAAAAGUUUGAUACGAUAGAAGCUGAAACUAAGAAAAGUGGUACCGUGUUGAAAAAAAAAUUUGGGGAUGUAAGGGAAAGAUUAUCUGAGACUAUGGAGGAAGUUCAGAAAACAGAAUUUAUGAAGAAAGGUAAAGAUAUCACAGAAGAAAUCAGUAAAACUGCUGGCAAGGCUGCAGAAACUAUCUCUAAACAAAGUCAAAAUAUAGGUCAAACAUCAGCAUUUAAAAAUAUAUCAAAGGGUGUAGGAGUUGUAAAGGAUGAAAUAGCAUCAAUUCCUGGUGCCAAAACAUAUAUACCUCCAGAAAUAUUAAGAAAACGUUCCGAGAAAUCAAGCAGUAGAGUGGAAGAAAAAAUUAUAGAGCCAGAUGAUCAAUCUUCAGGAAUGGUACUACAUAAAGAUUCUAAAUACUAUCAAAGUUGGCAGAAUUUUAAAGACAAUAACCAAUAUAUAAAUAAAAUGUUUGAUUUAAAAAUGCAGUAUGAUGAAAGUGAUAAUCCUGUAAUUCGAGUAUCAAGAAAUUUAACAGAUAAAGUUGGUCAAGUAUUUAGUGGAAUGUUUUCAAAGACUGAAAUGUCUGAAGUUCUAACAGAAAUAUGUAAAGUAGAUCCUAAAUUUGAUAUUCACAAGUUUAUAAAAAUGUGUGAAGUAGACAUUAUACCAAAUAUAUUAGAGGCUAUGAUAAGAGGUGAUUUAGAAAUUUUAAAAGACUGGUGUCAUGAAGCACCAUAUAAUGUGUUAUCUCAACCUAUUACAAUGGCAAGACAAGCAGGAUUAGUCUAUGAUUCUAAAAUAUUAGAUCUUGAAGAUGUAGAUGUAAUAACUGGUAAAUUAAUGGAACAAGGUCCUGUUUUAAUUAUUAAUUUUCAUACUAUGCAAAUAAGAUUACUUAGAAAUAGUAAAGGUGAAAUCAAAGAGGGAGAUCCAAAAAAGGUAUUAAAAGUAACAAGUGUAUGGGCAUUAUGUCGAGAUCAAGAAGAGCUAGAUCCACGAGCUGCCUGGAAAUUAAUGGACAUGUCAGAACAUGCUACCAGUAUGUUAUUCUGA
Lottia gigantea (owl limpet) is the source of this 1203-nucleotide messenger RNA. RefSeq lists its product as hypothetical. Gene Ontology annotation, molecular function: protein-folding chaperone binding. The transcript is spliced from 13 exons. The coding region runs from base 1 to 1203 and encodes 400 amino acids. Lineage: Eukaryota; Metazoa; Mollusca; Gastropoda; Lottiidae. The record is from RefSeq and is a predicted model, not a curated record. Gene Ontology annotation, biological process: protein import into mitochondrial matrix. Gene Ontology annotation, cellular component: mitochondrial inner membrane.